Melanotaenia boesemani (Boeseman's rainbowfish) is the source of this 2045-nucleotide messenger RNA. RefSeq names its product piggyBac transposable element-derived protein 3. The coding region runs from base 168 to 2045 and encodes 625 amino acids. The record is from RefSeq and is a predicted model, not a curated record. The transcript is spliced from 4 exons. NCBI's taxonomy places the organism in Eukaryota, Metazoa, Chordata, Actinopteri, Atheriniformes, Melanotaeniidae.
UAACCUCCUGAGACCCUGUGUGUACACAUGAGGACAUUGCAUUUUUCCCUCUCUGCACCAUGCUAUUCGAUUUUCUACAAUUUUGACCCACUGGCCUUAUUUGGGGCCACUGACAGCACCAUCUAGUGGUUAAAAGACAUCAUAACAUCCAUUUAAAUGGAAACAAGAUGGCGGCAAUCUCAGUAAACACCUUCUACAGCCACUCCCGGCAGAAAAAAGAACAAGGGAAACUUUCAUUGUCAAAAGCAGAGCAGUUGCUCAUGGCUAUUGCAAAUGACUCGGAAGUUGAAGAUUUAUCCAAUGGUGAAGAGAAUGAUCCAGCUGUGGAUGGAGACAUUCCACGUGAUGCUGGGGAUAAUUAUUCACCACCAAGUUCACCAGAAUAUGAUUCAGAUGAAGAUUAUUCACCACCUGAUGCAGAAGAAGCUGAUCACUACAUCACUGAGGAUGAGAGCGAAAGUGAGCAACAACGUUCACAAGUGCAUCAACGUAAACGAAAUCGUGUUGAGAAUGAUGAACAAGAUGAGGAACUAGGAUGUGGAGACUCCAGGGCUGAACCUAGAAAUGUUGCACGUGGUGAACGCUGGAAAUCUGCUCCAUUUACCCCAGACUUAUUCCAGUUCCAAGGUAAAGAUGAUUAUCUGAGAGAUGAACGAAUGGACUGGCAGCCACUUGAUCAUGUGGAGCAGUACAUUGACUCAGAGCUGCUGAAACUCCUUACCGACUGCACAAAUGCCAUGUCACUGGCUAACAGUGGGAGGUCUCUCAACACUUCAGUUGAAGAGAUGUACUACUUUUUUGGAGUAGCCAUUUUGAUGUCUUGUGUGCAUUACCCACAAACGAAGAUGUUCUGGUCCAAUGCUCUAAGAGUCCCUGCUAUCAGUGACAAAAUGUCACGUGAUCGGUUCUUCAAACUGAGAAGCCAUCUGAAAGUAGUCAUCGAUGAUGACAUUCCUGAAGACAAGAAGAAAACUGACAAAUUCUGGAAGGUGAGACCUUUCAUGGAUCGCAUACUCAAGGGUUGCCGUCUUCAGGCUCGUCCAGAAUGUGUCUCAAUAGAUGAACAGAUGAUCCCAUUCACUGGAGCCUGCCCAUUCCGACAGUAUGUACCUCUCAAGCCCAAUCCUGUGGGGAUGAAGAACUUCGUGCUGGCAUCAACAGAUGGAAUUGUGCUGGACUUUGAAGUAUAUCAAGGUGCAAAGACACUGGCUUUGCAGGUUCAGGAGUCAGAGGGGCUAGGCUUGGGAGCGCUUGUCAUCAAACGUCUAUCUGAAACACUGCAGCCAGGUACAAAAGUGUACUGUGAUCGGUUCUUCACCACCAUGUCAGCUGUGGAACACAUGCUAAGGAAGCAGGUGUACCUUACUGGCACAGUGAUGAAGAACCGGGUCUCCAAAGCAAUGGAGAAGUUGCCGAGUGAUCAGAUGCUGAAACAGCAAGGAAGAGGUUCCUCAGCCACAGUUACCAGGGCAGAUGGGAAAGUAUGUGUUGUCAAGUGGUUUGACAACAAGCCAGUUGUGAUGCUUUCUGUCGUUCAUGCUGAACAGCCUGAGGACACCUGCCAGCGGUGGUGCAAAAAAAACAAAAGAUAUCUAACUGUCAGACGCCCAAACAUUGUGCGAGAGUACAAUACCAAGAUGGGUGGGGUAGACUUGUCAGACAGAAUGAUGAGCUACUACCGAAUGAGUGUCCGCACAAAAAAGUGGACCAUUCGCAUGCUGAUGCACUUCCUUGAUCUUGCCUUAGUCAACAGCUGGCUGCUGUAUCGCCGUGACAACCAGGAACAAGGUACCCCAAGGAAAGCUAUCAUGAAGUUUCUGGAGUUUCGCAUGGUAGCAGCUCAGGUAUUCCUGAACAAGUGCGACAUUCUUGAAGAAGAUGCACAUCUCGCAAAUGUUGAGAAAGAGAAUGCACACCUUACACAACCAGGCAAAAGAUCUCGGAUCACUCCAGUCCCACAUGUCUCAGUUCGCACAUGUUCUGCAUCUCAUCUCCCAGAGAUGAGUGAACGCAACUGCUUUGCAGCAUUUCAUACAGCACAGUAA